Messenger RNA from Acanthosepion pharaonis, 2505 nucleotides. The record is from the annotation of a GenBank genome assembly. Lineage: Eukaryota; Metazoa; Mollusca; Cephalopoda; Sepiida; Sepiidae.
UUGUUCUUUCUUUUCUUUUUCUUCUUUCUUUUCUUUUUCUUCUUUCUUUUCUCGUCCUUCUCCCGUAUUCUGUUUUUCCUUUCUUUUCUUUUGUCGUCCACCUCCAUAUAUAUUUCUUUUCCCUUAUUUUCUCUCUUGCCCCCUCAGCAUAUAUUUUUCUUGUCGCGUCCUACUCUGUAUUUCUUCAUUUCUUUUUCUUUCUUUUCUCGCCCUCCGUAUAUAUUAUUUUCCUUUCUUUUCUUUUCUCAUCUUCCUCCUUAUAUAUUUCUUUCCCCUUAUUUUCUCUUCUUGUCCCCCUCUGUAUAUUUCUUGACUUUCUUUUCUCGUCCUACUCUUUAUUUCUUUCUUUCCUUUCAUUCUUUUCUUUUGUCGUUCUCCUCCAUAUAUAAUUCUUUACCCUCACUUUCUCUGCUUGCCUCCUCCGUAUAUAUUUCUUUACUUUCUUUACUUUUCUCCUCUUCCUCCGUAUAUAUUGCUUUUUUCUUAUUUUCUCUUCUUGUCCCCCUCUGUAUAUUUUUCCCUUUCUUUCCUUUUCUCGUCCUCCUCUAUAUUUCUUUCUUUCCUUUCUUUCUUUUCUUUUCUCCUCUUCCCCCGUAUAUAUUUCUUUUCCCUUAUUUUCUCUUCUUGUCCCUCUCCAUAUAUAUUUCUUUCCUUUCUUUUCUUUUCUCCUCUUCCUCCGUAUAUAUUGCUUUUUUCUUAUUUUCUCUUCUUGUCCCCCUCUGUAUAUUUUUUUCCCUUUCUUUCCUUUUUUCGUCCUCCUCUAUAUUUCUUUCUUUCCUUUCUUUCUUUUCUUUUCUCCUCUUCCCCCCCAUAUAUUUCUUUUCCCUUUAUUUUCUCUUCUUGUCCCUCUCCAUAUAUAUUUCUUUCCUUUCUUUUCUUUUCUCCUCUUCCUCCGUAUAUAUUGCUUUUUUCUUAUUUUCUUCUUGUCCCCCUCUGUAUAUUUUUCCUUUCUUUUCUUUUUUUCGUCCUCCUCUAUAUUUUUUUUUCUUUCCUUUCUUUUUUCUUUUCUUUUCUCCUCUUCCCCCCGUAUUUCUUUUUUCCCUUAUUUUCUCUUCUUGUCCCUCUCCAUAUAUAUUUCUUUCCUUUCUUUUCUUUUCUCCUCUUCCUCCGUAUAUAUUUCUUUUUUUCUUAUUUUCUCUUCUUGUCCCCUCUGUAUAUUUUUCCUUUUUUUUUCUUUUCUCGUCCUCCUCUAGAUUUCUUUCUUUUUCCUUUCUUUUUUCUUUUCUUUCUCCUCUUCCCCGUAUAUUUUUUUUUCCCUUAUUUUCUCUUCUUGUCCCUCUCCAUAUAUAUUUCUUUCCUUUCUUUUCUUUUCUCCUCUUCCUCCGUAUAUAUUGCUUUUUUCUUAUUUUCUCUUCUUGUCCCCCUCUGUAUAUUUUUCCCUUUCUUUCCUUUUCUCGUCCUCCUCUAUAUUUCUUUCUUUCCUUUCUUUUCUUUUCUUUUCUCCUCUUCCCCGUAUAUAUUUCUUUUUUCCUUAUUUUUUCUCUUCUUGUCCCUCUCCAUAUAUAUUUCUUUCCUUUCUUUUCUUUUCUCCUCUUCCUCCGUAUAUAUUGCUUUUUUCUUAUUUUCUCUUCUUGUCCCCCUCUGUAUAUUUUUCCCUUUCUUUUCUUUUCUCGUCCUCCACUAGAUUUCUUUCUUUCCUUUCUUUCUUUUCUUUUCUCCUCUUCCCCCGUAUAUAUUUCUUUUCCCUUAUUUUCUCUUCUUGUCCCUCUCCAUAUAUAUUUCUUUCCUUUCUUUUCUUUUCUCCUCUUCCUCCGUAUAUAUUUCUUUUUCCUUAUUUUCUCUUCUUGUCCCCCUCUGUAUAUUUUUCCCUUUCUUUUCUUUUCUCGUCCUCCUCUAUAUUUCUUUCUUUCCUUUCUUUCUUUUCUUUUCUCCUCUUCCCCCGUAUAUAUUUCUUUUCCCUUAUUUUCUCUUCUUGUCCCUCUCCAUAUAUAUUUCUUUCCUUUCUUUUCUUUUCUCCUCUUCCUCCGUAUAUAUUGCUUUUUUCUUAUUUUCUCUUCUUGUCCCCCUCUGUAUAUUUUUCCCUUUCUUUUCUUUUCUCGUCCUCCUCUAUAUUUCAUUCUUUCCUUUCUUUCUUUUCUUUUCUCCUCUUCCUCCGUAUAUAUUGCUUUUUUCUUAUUUUCUCUUCUUGUCCCCCUCUGUAUAUUUUUCCCUUUCUUUCCUUUUCUCGUCCUCCUCUAUAUUUCUUUCUUUCCUUUCUUUCUUUUCUUUCCCUUUUUUUUCUUGUCCUCCGUAUUUUUUUCAUAUUCUUUCUCUUUCCAUUUCUUUUCUUCUCCUUUGUAUUUCUUUUCCUUCUUUUAUAAUUUUUUGUCCCCCUUCGUUUUUUUUCCUUUCCUUUUAUUUCUUCCUUCAUGUCUUUUCUUUUGUACUCCUUCGGUUUCUUUUCUUUCCUCUUUUAUAUUUUGUUUUCCCUUCUUUCUUUGUAUUUUUUUAUAUUCUUUUCUUCUCUCGUCCUCUUUCCCAUUUUUUUUCUUUCUUUUAUUUCCUUUAUUCUUCCUUAUUUCCUAA